Molecule: messenger RNA, 432 nt
Organism: Gongylonema pulchrum
Lineage: Eukaryota; Metazoa; Nematoda; Chromadorea; Rhabditida; Gongylonematidae
Source: the annotation of a GenBank genome assembly
AUGUUUCAGACGACCACGCUGAUUGGUUUGCUAAAAACGGCUCGUCUGUUGCGAUUAGUACGGGUAGCCAGGAAGCUGGAUCGUUACUCCGAAUACGGUGCUGCUGUGCUUCUACUUCUAAUGGCGACAUUUGCGCUGAUCGCUCAUUGGCUUGGUUGCAUUUGGUAUGCUAUUGGUAGUGCUGAACUGCCGCACAAGGAAUUCACGUGGCUGCAUCAACUCGCUCGCCAUUUGAAUGAGCCGUAUCUGUCGACAAAUGGAAGCGUGCCAACGGGUGGCCCGUCACUGAAAUCACGCUACGUCACGUCGCUUUAUUUUACACUUUCAACAAUCACCUCAAUUGGCUUCGGCAAUGUCUCUGCUACCACUGAUUCCGAAAAAAUUUUCACCAUUAUUAUGAUGAUUUUGGGAUGUUCGUGCUCAUUCAUUUAA